This is a messenger RNA of Didymosphaeria variabile, 897 nucleotides long. RefSeq lists its product as uncharacterized. The transcript has 3 exons. The record is from RefSeq and is a predicted model, not a curated record. Bases 1 to 897 code for a protein of 298 amino acids. Lineage: Eukaryota; Fungi; Ascomycota; Dothideomycetes; Pleosporales; Didymosphaeriaceae.
AUGAAGCUUGCUACGACUUCCGUCCUCGGUCUUUUGGCUUCUAUCACCUGUGGCUUAAUUGUACCCCAACGUGCUCGCUCUGAGCUCUCACCGUCCCUGCACCUAUCUCCUGGUCUUUCCCGAAGAGCCAACGAGCCCGCCUCAGACGACGUCUGGAACCGAGCAACGUGCCUAGGCGGAAACUUCGUCAAAGCCUUUCCCAUGAGCGACAAAGACGCAGGCCAAGAAUACUCGCCAAAGCGUGACUCGGCGCAGAGCCAGUGGAAGGGCGACCUCAAGGACGACCUGAAGAACGUUUGCGAAUUCGACGACUUUGCGCUCGGCAAGGGCUGGGCCGACGCGGCGAAAGAGCUGGGGAUUGGGACCGAGGGGUGGAAGGAUAUCUGGUGCUAUCGGUUCACGCACGGGUCUGUGUGGGAUGCUGCGGGGGACAAGAAGUAUAAGGCGGAUAAUAAGGACUAUCCGUAUACCGGGGCAUACGGCCAGUUCGGCAUCAACUCAGCAGACGGAGCCAUCCUCGCCAUGGACAACCUUAUGCCCAGCUCCGCGUUCCGGAUGAACAAACAGCGCGAUCCUCUUCCCAGCGAAUUACCCGCUCUCCAAUCUCUGUCAGAUCUUCUUUACGGUGGCUGGUAUCGGGGAAGUCAGCCAGAAACAUCGAUGAACGCGGAUGUGAAAAACAUGAAGUACUUAAUCUCGGUCUCUAUAACGAACCCGGAAUCUCUGAGCAUCAUUCAACGGGCGCUGAAGGCCAAGGAGAAGACGACAGUGUCUUACUGGCCAGGAGAUACCUUUGACAUGUCAACGAAGGAGGGUGAGGCACUCCUUGGCUCAGCCAACGGCAGGCGGUGGGGAUAUCUCUUAACUCAACGGAAGAACGACAUUGGCAUCAAGUAA